UCGAGUUAGUCGCAUGCGCGGAUCGGCACAGGACAGGUACGGUACGACAGAUAGAUGGCCAGACAAACGUUGAUCCCCAUCCUGGCCGGCUUCUGCCUGUGCCUCUGUCUGUGCUUCUCGGAUGCAGAUGCGGCCAGCGAUGGUUCCAAUGCGGCACAGAUAUUGAAAUACGAGAAUGAGAAAGUGGAUGGCGACGGCUAUGCCUUCUCGUUCGAGACGAGCGAUGGUAUAUCGCGGCAGGAGACAGCCACUCUGAAGCAUCCCGGUACGCCGUUGGAGGCCAUUGCCGUCCAAGGCAGCGUCAAUUGGGUGGGACCCGAUGGUGAGCACUAUAAACUCAACUAUCUGGCUGAUGAGAACGGUUUCCAGCCGCAGGGCGAGCAUUUGCCACAGUUGGAAGCCACUCGCACGGCCUGAACACUGAUCACGUGAUAGCAUUGGACUUUGUGAAACAAAUUAAAUCACCAAAUAUGUAGCAGAAGGAGCAGAAGAGCAGCAGGAGAGGAGGAGAGAAGACACAAUAGAAAUUAAAUAUAAAAUAACAUAUAGACACAUGAGUUCGUCUGUAUACUACCGACGACGGAUAGACGGUGGAGUGCUGUUCGGGCAUAAAUUUUCACCCAUCGAAAUUGAAUUGUAUUCUAAGCAUGGAAUUAGCAUAUACAUCUAUACGAGUAUCUUCGAAACCAGUUUGCACAGCCACUGCCCCUGUCCCUGUCUUCCUCCGUCAGAGUAUGUCUUGGAUAUGGGGAGCACGGGUAUGCCGUAACAGAGUAGCUUCAGUCUGGGAGCUGACCGAACCGGUUCAAUAAACACCCAACAAAGGUUGCCAAAAAACAUAAAAAAAUCCAGCAACAAUUAAAGAAGACACAAUGCUGGCAACGAAAGUGAGAACUUGCAGUCCCGGGAGACCCUUGUUAUUGUUGGGCUAUUGAGUAGC
Molecule: messenger RNA, 940 nt
Organism: Drosophila miranda
Lineage: Eukaryota; Metazoa; Arthropoda; Insecta; Diptera; Drosophilidae
Gene: Cpr65Aw
Product: endocuticle structural protein SgAbd-6
Exons: 2
Coding region: 55-417 (120 amino acids)
Cellular component (GO): chitin-based extracellular matrix
Molecular function (GO): structural constituent of chitin-based larval cuticle
Source: RefSeq, a predicted model, not a curated record